UUUUCGUUCAUGAACACUGACAACCACAGUUACUUGCCAGAGAAGCAGUGAAAAUGACGCAGAAUUUUCUCGUUUUCAACAAAAAAAUCAGUGUGUGUGUGUGAAUGAAAAUAUCAGAGGCUGACAUUUGCUUACAGCAAAAAAAAAACUAGAGGAUAAAUCGAUUUGUGUCAGUGUGUUUAUUGAUUUUAUGUGAUGAUGGCAAUGUUAUCAUGUCCAUUGUGUUUAAAAUCGUGUUUUUCCAGUAUCGAUCUAUUGCGUACAAGUUUGAUCAGUAUAAUAAAUCGACCGUUGGUUUGUCCCAUAUGCAAUGACAUACACCAUAGUCUCGACGAUUUGGCAACACAUUUGACACAGCACAUUGAGAUGCCCAGCCAAAUUGGCCAAAGUGAACAUUGUGACGUCAUUCACAAUAUAAAUAUAAACAAUGACAAUAAUAAUAAUAAUAAUAGUACAAUGAUUGAAACGAAUAGCAGAGCGAAUCAAUUCGAUAGAGUGGAGCUGCUAGAGAAAUGUGAUGGAAGUAUGACACAAAAAUUAAAUGCACAAUCGCUUAUGUUGCCAUUGCUGUCACCGUCACCGUCGUCGUUGUCGCCGUCGUCAUUGACGGCCACCGUAUCACCAGUUGUUUGUAAAUUUGAACAAAAAAGCAACAUUAAUAGUGCACAAAUCGAACGAAUCGCUGUUCGGCCAUUGUUUAUUUGUAAUUUGUGCGAUUGUUCGUUUCGUUCGCAAGAACUUCAACAAAUGCAUAUGCAAUUAGUGCAUGAGAUAAAUAUAAAGUGUAAAGAUGGUAAAUUAACAAACGCACGUGUAAUAUCAUCAACAAUGCUGCAAUGUAAUUUAUGUCCAAAACGUUUCAAAAUGAUUGGUUCACUGCGUUUGCAUGUUCGUAUGGUUCACGGAGUAUCGCAUGUAUCAUCAUCAUCAUCAUUGCCGCAAAAAAUACGCACACCAAAUGCAGUUGCCGAUACCAUCGAUAAUAGUGCAGUGCAAUCGACAGGAAACAAUGAAAAUAUGCUCGGAACAGGUGGAGCGAUACCAUCAUCAUCAGAUUCUACGUCACCGACACAUGUGAACUCAACCAAUCCACCACUAGUUCAUAACAAUCAUUGUGAUUACUAUAGUAAUUAUGGAGUAAGCAAUGUCGUUACUUUUGGCAGCAAAAGCACUAACGGUGGCGGUAGUGAUGAUGGCGGAGGUGGCGGCGGCGACAAUGAACAAAAAUACAACGAAGGGUUAUCCAACGGAAAUAAUAACAGUAAAGAAAUGAUCACCAGCACCGAAGAUCGUGUCCAUAAAUGUGAUAUUUGUAAUAAACGUUUUACGACCAAAUACUUUUUAAAGAAGCACAAACGCUUGCACACAGGUGAAAUGCCGUACACAUGCGAGUUAUGUCAUCGAACGUUUACAUUUCAACAGUCAUAUCAUCGACAUUUAUCGUAUCAUACAAACGAUCGGCCACAUAGCUGCUCGAUUUGCGGACGUGCUUUUAAAGAAUUAUCCACAUUACACAAUCAUCAAAGAAUCCAUAGCGGCGAAAAACCGUUUGAAUGUGAAACAUGCGGUAAGUGCUUUCGUCAGCGUGUCUCAUAUUUGGUUCAUCGUCGGAUUCACACGGGAGUAAUGCCAUACAAUUGUACGAUGUGCGAUAAAAAAUUUCGCUAUAAAAUUUCGUUGCGAACACAUAAAUGUAGUGGAUUUAUAGUGGCCGAACAUAAAUCACCGCUAAACAAUGACACAACCUUCAGAAGUAACGAGCAUCAGCCAGAUAAUAUGUCAACAUGUUCACAAUCGCUAGAUGAACUCAUCACUGAAUCAUGCAAUCGAAUGGGCAUCGUCGAUCAAACCGAACUAAAUCCAUCCGAUUUAUCAACGUAUUCAACGGCUGCCACCGAAACCGGUGACAUCAAUUCAAACACGUCCAUGUUACAUUUUGAAUGUGAUUCAUUUAAUUUGAAUGAUUUAAGUUUUUGCACAGGCGAAACGAGUAAUACAGAUUUGGCAAAUGUGAUGCCAUCAAUGGAUGAAAUUUUUCCACAAACUAUGGAAAUAAUGAACGCAUUAUACGAUGAUAUGAACAUGAAUAACAGUGACCUACAGCAUUUUUACGAUCCAACAUCACAACAAUAAGCAGUGACCGUGCCGUUAAUUUGUCUACAUUGUUCGGAUAUAGUUUCAAUAAAAUCAAUGAUUUUUUUUUUUUAAACAAAAAAGCACAAAUAAAAUUGCACGUACUUUGAUGUACACCGAAGGUAUUCUCUCUUUUUUUUCGUUUUGUUCACACUCAUCGUUUAGUCAUAAUCCGAAAUAUGAAAUCGGUGUUAAUGUGAUAUGCAAAUGAAUAGAUUUUAUUCCGGCCGUUUUCUUGGUAUGACGUAUGGAUUGCAAUGAGAAAUAUUGAUUUAUU
Contarinia nasturtii (swede midge) is the source of this 2410-nucleotide messenger RNA. RefSeq names its product zinc finger protein 160-like. Gene Ontology annotation, molecular function: RNA polymerase II cis-regulatory region sequence-specific DNA binding; DNA-binding transcription factor activity, RNA polymerase II-specific. Lineage: Eukaryota; Metazoa; Arthropoda; Insecta; Diptera; Cecidomyiidae. The transcript is spliced from 4 exons. The coding region runs from base 196 to 2133 and encodes 645 amino acids. Gene Ontology annotation, cellular component: nucleus. Gene Ontology annotation, biological process: regulation of transcription by RNA polymerase II. The record is from RefSeq and is a predicted model, not a curated record.